AAUUACCUCAUGUGAUUCUGUUUCCUUCUUUAUGAUCUGUUCGGUAACCACAAGCAUCGGCACGCAGAUAGCCACCCCGACAACGUACUCUCCUAGAGAUAAAAGGAUACGCUUGUCAAUCUAUUUGAUAGCUCCCAAUCUAUAAGAGAGCAUCGAGUUCUCUCUUCCCCUUUGCAUGCUGCUACGCAGUACUGCACCGAGUCAAAGCCAUGGAGGACCCUUCGAGCACCAAUGAUCCUCAGGCACCCAAGUUCCCGUCACCAUCGAACAUGUUCCAAAAGCUCAUGACCAACUUGGCCAUCCGCUCGACAUGGGGUGAAAUCAAUGGAGCUAUGGGCGACUUAGGCACGUACAUCCCCAUAGUCCUGGCCAUGACGCUGGCCAAGGACCUCAACCUCGGCACGACCCUGAUAUUCACCGGUGUGUACAACAUGGUCACUGGCGCUGUAUACGGUGUUCCGAUGCCGGUGCAACCCAUGAAGGCAAUCGCCGCGGCCGGGAUAUCGAGCGCUGAUUUCGGCAUCCCCGAGGUCAUGGCAGCUGGGAUUUGCACCGGCGCGAUUUUGGUCCUCCUGGGCAUCACCGGGUUGAUGCAGCUCGUUUAUAGGCUGAUCCCUCUGUCUGUUGUUAGGGGGAUUCAGCUCUCGCAAGGGCUGUCGUUUGCGAUGACUGCUGUGAAUUACAUCCGGAAAGUUCAGAACUUUUCAAAGUCGAAAGCGGCUGGGAAUAGGCACUGGUUCGGGUUGGAUGGCCUGGUGUUGGCCAUUGUUUGUGCUUGUUUCAUUGUGAUCAUCAAUGGUGCUGGUGAAGAGAAUGAAGAGAGGCAAAACAACCAAGAAUUGGGUGAUGAUAUCGAGAAUCAAAGCUCAGGUAAGAAGAAAAAAUGGAAGAGAAUCAUGGCGGCUCUUCCAUCAGCUUUCAUUAUCUUCCUGCUAGGCGUUGUCUUGGCCUUCAUUAGAGAGCCUAAAGUGGUCAGGGACAUUAAAUUUGGUCCUUCCUCUAUUGAAGUUGUGAAGAUUUCAAGGCAUGCUUGGAAAGAGGGAUUCAUUAGAGGCACAAUUCCCCAACUCCCAUUGACGAUAUUGAAUUCGGUUAUUGCGGUGUGCAAGCUGUCGUAUGAUCUCUUCCCUGAGAAGGACUUCUCUGCCGUGUCGGUAGCGGCCACAGUAGGGCUGAUGAAUCUGGUCGGGUGCUGGUUUGGGGCCAUGCCCUGCUGCCAUGGCGCUGGCGGCCUGGCGGGGCAGUACAAGUUUGGCGGCAGGAGCGGCGGCUGCGUGGCUAUCCUGGGCGUUGCUAAAUUGAUUCUUGGUUUGGUCCUUGGGAGUUCUAUAGUGAAGGUGUUGGACCAGUUCCCUGUUGGUGUGCUUGGUGUCCUGCUUUUGUUUGCAGGGAUUGAGCUGGCCAUGGCUGCUAGGGACAUGAAUUCAAAGGAGGAAGCUUUUGUGAUGCUGAUCUGCGCGGCGAUUUCUCUCGUUGGAUCUAGUGCGGCACUCGGGUUUCUUUGCGGGAUUUUGGUUCAUGUGCUGCUUAGGUUGAGGAAUUUGAGUAGUGUUCAUUCUUGCUCAACGAUAUGGAUGCAAGGAACGCCUUGAGUUAAUUCGUGCUAGAAGACAUGGUUGCAUGAAACACUUUGCUGCGUCUCAUGCACUGCAAUUCCCGAAUAAAUUACUAAAGUAUUAAUUUUUCAAGUGUUUGAUUUGAGUGUGUUUCAUGAACUUGUACUUGACUUUUCACUAUGAUUUCAUUUGCUUGCUUUU
Messenger RNA from Syzygium oleosum, 1757 nucleotides. RefSeq names its product molybdate transporter 1-like. Gene Ontology annotation, molecular function: molybdate ion transmembrane transporter activity. The coding region runs from base 210 to 1592 and encodes 460 amino acids. The record is from RefSeq and is a predicted model, not a curated record. The transcript has a single exon. NCBI's taxonomy places the organism in Eukaryota, Viridiplantae, Streptophyta, Magnoliopsida, Myrtales, Myrtaceae. Gene Ontology annotation, biological process: molybdate ion transport.